GGCGGAGUUAUCGAGGAUCGUAGUUAAUGGUGCAUACAUGCAGCUGGCAAUUAAUGUGUAAUGCGCGAAAAGUGCUCCAGAAAUCGGUGAUGAAUGAAAUUUAAAGCCGAUGAAAGUGAUCGCACCUGAAUUAACGAACAACCAACGAAAACCAUCGAGUAUUAGCGAGUUCCAGCAAAGUUGUUUAGAUCAACUUUGAAAUAUAAAGGAUAUUAUGUGAAAUAAGAGCAGUAUAUGUUUACUAUGAAGAUUAAAAAAUAUGUAACUCCUGUAAAAAGAAAAGCUUUCAACAUAUUCCAAUGGAUUUCACUGCUGUGUAGUCUAUGGUUAAUCCCAACUGUACAAAGCAAAUCCGAUGAAAGACACACAUCGACCCUCGAAUAUAGACUAGAGAACCAAUUGGAGAAUCUAUAUAGGUUUAGCCAUAAUGUAUAUAAUGUUACGAUACCAGAAAACAGUCUGGGAAAGACUUACGCUAAGGGAGUAUUGCAUGAAAGACUGGCCGGCAUGAGAGUUGGCUUGAACUCAGAGGUUAAGUAUAGGAUAAUAAGUGGCGAUAAGGAGAAGCUAUUUAAAGCUGAGGAAAAACUGGUCGGAGACUUUGCCUUCUUAGCUAUUCGAACUCGAACAAAUAACGUUGUGCUAAACAGAGAGAAAACUGAGGAAUACGUAAUAAGAGUAAAAGCACAUGUACAUUUGCACGACCGAAAUAUAUCAAGCUAUGAAACGGAGGCGAAUAUUCACAUUAAAGUAUUGGAUCGAAACGACUUAAGUCCAUUAUUUUAUCCAACCCAGUAUAAUGUAGUUAUUCCAGAGGAUACUCCAAAAUAUCAAAGUAUUCUAAAGGUUACCGCUGAUGAUGCUGAUCUAGGCAUCAAUGGAGAAAUCUACUAUAGUCUUCUGAUAGAUAGUGAAUAUUUUGCUAUUCACCCAACCACAGGUGAAAUUACCCUACUGCAGCAGCUUCAGUAUGCAGAGAACUCACACUUUGAGCUCACGGUAUUGGCCUAUGAUCGGGGAUCCUGGGUAAACCAUCAGAACCAUCAGGCGAGCAAAGCCAAAGUCAGCAUUUCGGUGAAACAGGUUAACUUUUAUGCUCCAGAAAUUUUCACAAAAACCUUUUCGAGUGUAACGCCAACUUCAAAUCCUUUGAUUUACGGAAUUGUCCGAGUUAAUGACAAAGAUACUGGGAUUAAUGGUAAUAUUGGACAGUUGGAAAUCGUCGAUGGAAAUCCGGAUGGCACGUUUCUUUUGAAAGCAGCAGAGACUAAAGACGAAUACUAUAUCGAAUUAAAUGAGUUCGCGCAUUUAAGCCAACAACAUUUUAUUUAUAAUCUAACUUUACGCGCCGAAGAUCUCGGGACUCCCCGUAGAUUCUCCUAUAAGUCCGUAGCGAUACAAAUAAAGCCAGAGAGCAAGAAUAUACCCAUAUUCACGCAAGAGAUAUAUGAAGUCUCCAUUCCAGAAACGGCGCCCAUUAAUAUGCCAGUGAUAAGGCUGAAAGUGAGUGAUCCAGAUUUGGGUAAAAAUGCAUUGGUCUAUUUGGAAAUUGUGGGUGGAAACGAGGGCGAUGAGUUUCGUAUUAAUCCUGAUUCCGGAAUGUUGUACACAGCCAAGCAGCUUGAUGCCGAAAAGAAAUCAAGUUAUACCUUAACCGUCUCGGCCAUUGAUCAGGCAAACGUUGGAUCUCGAAAACAAUCAUCAGCCAAGGUGAAAAUAAGUGUACAGGAUAUGAAUGACAAUGAUCCCAUUUUUGAGAAUGUAAAUAAGAUCAUCAGCAUUAAUGAAAACAAUUUGGCUGGCUCGUUUGUUGUUAAACUCACAGCCAAAGACAGGGACUCUGGAGAAAACUCGUACAUAUCUUAUAGUAUUGCCAAUCUGAAUACUGUUCCCUUUGAAAUCGACCACUUCAGCGGUAUAGUUAAGACUACAUCUCUUAUUGAUUAUGAGACAAUGAAGCGGAAUUAUGAAUUAAUAAUUCGGGCAUCAGAUUGGGGACUUCCUUACCGAAGGCAGACAGAAGUUAAACUCUCGAUUGUGGUCAAGGAUAUUAACGAUAACAGACCCCAGUUUGAACGGGUAAACUGUUAUGGUAAGGUCACCAAGUCCGCACCGAUGGGUACUGAAGUUUUCAUUACCUCAGCCAUUGAUUUUGAUGCUGGCGAUAUAAUUUCAUACCGAUUGAGCGAGGGCAACGAGGAUGGCUGCUUUAACUUGGAUCCCACAACCGGUUCUCUGUCUAUUUCUUGUGAUCUGAAGAAGACCUCCUUAACAAAUCGUAUUCUCAAAGUUUCUGCCACGGAUGGUACUCAUUUCUCUGACGAUUUGAUCAUCAAUGUGCAUCUAAUGCCUGAGGAUUUGGGUGGAGAUGCCAGCCUUCUGCACGGUUAUGGAUCCUUUGAGUGUCGUGAAACCGGAGUCGCCAGGAGAUUGGCGGAAACGUUAACAUUGGCCGAAAAGAACAACGUAAAAAGUGUCAUUCCAUCCGUUUUCAGUGACUUAUCCCUGACACCCAGUCGAUAUGGGCAAAAUGUGCACAGACCUGAAUUUAUAAACUUCCCUCAAGAACUUGCCAUCAAUGAAAGUGUCCAACUGGGCGAAACAGUUGCUUGGAUCGAGGCCAAAGACCGGGACUUAGGCUACAAUGGAAAGUUGGUAUUUGCGAUUUCAGAUGGGGACUACGAUUCAGUUUUUCGAAUUGAUCCCGAUCGAGGUGAACUGCAGAUAAUUGGUUACUUGGAUAGAGAACGUCAAAAUGAAUAUGUUCUAAAUAUCACCGUCUACGACCUGGGUACCCCAACCAAAUCAACAUCGAAAAUGUUGCCAAUUACUAUCCUCGAUGUCAACGAUAAUCGACCUGUUAUACAGAAGACAUUGGCCACGUUUCGAUUGACAGAAAGCGCCAGGAUAGGAACUGUGGUGCACUGCGUUCAUGCCACGGACGCGGAUUCAGGAAUCAAUGCCCAGGUGACUUAUGCCCUAUCAGUUGAGUGCAGUGACUUUACAGUCAAUGAGACCACGGGCUGUAUUCGUCUGAGUAAACCACUUGAUCGCGAGAAACAGGAUAAUUAUGCCAUUCACAUUACGGCAAAGGAUGGUGGAAAUCCCAUGUUAUCCUCGGAGGCUCUAGUUUACGUCUUGGUCGAUGAUGUCAAUGACAACGCCCCGGUUUUCGGAGUCCAAGAAUACAUAUUUAAAGUGCGCGAAGAUCUGCCUCGUGGAACAGUGUUGGCUGUAAUCGAAGCGGUGGACGACGAUAUUGGUCCAAACGCCGAGAUUCUCUUCUCCCUGAAAGAGGAGAACCAGGAGGAGGAACUUUUCAAGAUCGACAAACACACAGGUGCAAUUCGAACUCAAGGAUUUUUGGACUAUGAGAACAAACAAGUGCAUAACCUAAUUGUCAGUGCCAUUGAUGGCGGAGAUCCCUCUCUAACAUCGGAUAUGUCCAUAGUUAUAAUGAUUAUUGAUGUGAACGAGAACCGAUUUGCUCCCGAGUUUGAUGACUUUGUAUAUGAGGGAAAAAUAGAGGAGAACAAGCCCAAGGGGACGUUUGUGAUGAAUGUCACUGCGCGGGAUUUGGAUACAGUUGAUUUGAACUCGAAAAUCACGUAUUCCAUCACAGGUGGCGAUGGGCUGGGAAUAUUUGCGGUCAAUGACCAAGGUUCAAUAACUUCACUGUCACAACUCGAUGCGGAGACAAAAAACUUUUACUGGCUCACUCUCUGUGCACAGGAUUGUGCCAUAGUUCCUCUGAGUAAUUGUGUGGAAGUUUACAUCAAAGUCGAAAACGAAAACGAUAACAUUCCUCUGACGGACAAACCAGUGUAUUAUGUAAACGUUACAGAAGCGAGUGCGGAAGACGUCGAGAUCAUCACCUUGAAUGCAGUAGAUCCAGAUAUCGAUCCCACACAGUCUAUAACGUAUAACAUAGUUUCUGGAAAUCUGGUCGGCUAUUUUCAAAUUGACUCCAAAACAGGAGUGAUUAAAACGACUGAACGUAAGCUGGAUAGAGAAAAUCAAGCAGAACAUAUUUUGGAGGUUGCUAUAUCAGAUAAUGGAACUCCAGUGCUAUCGUCAACCUCGCGAAUUGUUGUGUCGGUUCUAGACAUUAACGAUAAUGGCCCAGAGUUUGACCAACGCGUUUACAAGGUGCAAGUUCCGUCUUCAGCCGCUGUCAAUCAAUCUAUUUUUCAGGUUCAUGCUAUUGAUAGUGAUAGUGGUGAAAAUGGACGAAUAACCUAUUCGAUUAAGUCCGGAAAGGGUAAAAACAAAUUUCGAAUUGACAGUCAAAGGGGCCACAUUUAUAUAGCAAAGCCAUUGGAAUCCGAUAAUGAGUUUGAAAUCCACAUCAAGGCUGAAGACAACGGCAUUCCUAAGAAAAGUCAAACUGCUAGAGUUAAUAUAGUUGUAGUUCCUGUUAAUCCUAACUCCCAAAAUGCACCGCUGAUAGUGAAAAAGACGUCAGAUAAUGUUGUUGAUCUCACGGAAAACGACAAACCAGGAUUUUUGGUUACUCAAGUUCUGGCUGUCGAUGAUGACAACGACCAGCUUUGGUACAAUAUUUCCAAUGGCAAUGAAGAAAACACAUUUUACAUUGGCCAAGAUAACGGAAACAUUUUGCUAUCAAAAUAUUUGGACUACGAAACUCAAAAAUCUUAUAAUUUGACCAUAAGCGUUACUGAUGGCACUUUAACAUCGUAUACCCAUCUCUUGGUUCAAGUGAUAGAUAUUAAUGACAAUCCUCCUCAAUUUGCUAAAGAUGUCUAUCGUGUCAAUAUAUCAGAAAAUAUUGAAGAAGAGUCAGUCAUAAUGCAACUUCAUGCCACCGACAGAGAUGAAGACAAGAAGCUAUUCUAUCAUCUCCAUGCCACUCAGGAUCCGUCAUCCCUUGCUUUGUUCAGAAUCGACUCCAUUAGCGGAAAUGUUAUUGUAACUCAGAGAUUGGAUUUUGAAAAGACAGCUCAGCACAUACUCAUCGUUUUUGUCAAAGAUCAAGGAGCACCCGGAAAAAGAAACUAUGCAAAGAUCAUUGUUAAUGUGCAUGACCACAAUGAUCAUCAUCCGGAGUUCACAGCGAAAAUUAUUCAAAGUAAAGUACCCGAAAGUGCAGCUAUUGGCUCUAAGUUGGCCGAAGUGCGGGCCAUAGAUCGAGAUAGUGGUCACAAUGCUGAAAUUCAGUACUCGAUCAUUACGGGUAACGUGGGUAGUGUUUUUGAGAUUGACCCGACUUUUGGUAUAAUCACAUUGGCUGGCAGCUUGAAUAUCAACAAGAUCCAAGAGUAUAUGCUUCAAGUCAAGGCAGUAGACCAAGGCAAUCCUCCGCUGUCAUCGCAGAUUCCUGUUCACAUCAUUGUUACCAUGUCUGAGAACGACCCCCCUAAGUUCUCAACCAACAACAUUGCCAUCGAAAUAUUCGAAAACUUGGGUGUUGGAACUUUUGUUACUCAAGUCAGCGCUCGGUCUUCAUCAUCUAUAUUUUUCAAUAUUAUUUCCGGCAACAUAAACGAAAGCUUCCGCAUAAACCCCUCCACCGGUGUUAUUGUUAUCAAUGGAAAUAUUGACUACGAAAUGAUCAAAGUAUUCAAUCUCACGGUUAAAGGAACCAAUAUGGCAGCAGAGUCGUCCUGCCAAAAUGUAAUCAUACAUAUCCUAGAUGCUAACGAUAAUAUUCCGUAUUUCGUUCAAAAUGAAUAUGUUGGAGCAUUAUCUGAAUCGGCCGCAAUUGGAUCUUAUGUACUAAAAGUACAUGAUUCAUCAAAAGACCAUUUAACAUUACAAGUUAAGGAUGCUGAUGUCGGAGUCAAUGGAAUGGUUGAGUACCACAUAAACGACGAUAUGGCCAAGAACGUUUUCAAAAUAGAUUCGACCACUGGCGCUAUUGAACUGUUACGGCAUUUGGACUAUGAAACGAAUGCUGGCUAUACUUUUGAUGUUACGGUUAGUGAUAUGGGAAAACCAAAACUACAUUCCACUACAACUGCACACGUUACCAUUCGUGUGAUUAAUGUUAACGAUUGUCCUCCAGUAUUUAAUGAGAGAGAACUCAAUGUAACAUUAUUCCUUCCAACUUUUGAAAACGUGUUUGUUGCACAAAUUAAUGCCAAGGAUGCUGAUAACGAUACGUUAAGGUUUGAUAUUGUGGAUGGAAACACCAAUGAAUGUUUCCAAAUUGAAAAGUACACCGGCAUUAUAACAACAAGAAAUUUCGAAAUAUUAAAUAAUGAUAACGACCAGGACUAUACUUUGCACGUCCGUGCUUCCGAUGGAAUAUUCUCUGCAAUUUUAAUAGUAAAGAUUAAGGUUUUAUCAGCCAUCGAUUCGAACUUUGCCUUCCAACGAGAAUCAUAUAGAUUUUCGGCUUUUGAAAAUAACACAAAGGUGGCUACGAUUGGAAUGGUUAAUGUGGUUGGAAACUCGCUGAACGAAAAUGUUGAGUACCGUAUCUUGAAUCCCACCCAAUUAUUUGACAUCGGAAUCAGUUCAGGAGCGCUAAAAACUACUGGAGUUAUUUUCGACCGCGAAGUAAAAGAUUUAUACAGACUCUUUGUGGAAGCCAAGUCAGUGUUAUUUGAAGGCAUGAAUUCGAAUGUGCGUAGGGCUGUUACCUCUGUAUAUAUAUCUGUAUUGGAUGUGAACGAUAACUGCCCUUUGUUUGUCAAUAUGCCAUAUUAUGCCACGGUUUCGAUAGACGAUCCGAAAGGCACGAUUAUAAUGCAAGUUAAGGCUGUUGAUUUGGAUAGUGCUGAGAAUGGUGAGGUUCGAUAUGAAUUAAAGAAGGGAAAUGGUGAGCUGUUCAAGUUGGAUCGCAAAACUGGAGAAUUAUCCAUUAAGCAGCAUGUGGAAGGACAUAACCGGAAUUAUGAGCUAACUGUUGCUGCUUAUGAUGGUGCCAUUACACCUUGCUCCUCUGAAGCUCCUCUUCAAGUUAAAGUAAUUGAUCGCUCGAUGCCCGUUUUUGAAAAGCAGUUUUACUCCGUCAGCGUCAAGGAAGACGUGGAAAUGUACUCGGCCCUUUCCGUAUCCAUUGAAGCUGAAAGUCCCUUGGGAAGGAGUUUAAUUUACACAAUAUCUUCGGAUAGUCAGUCGUUUGAAAUUGAUUACAAUACAGGAUCAAUUUUUGUUGUAAAUGAACUGGAUUAUGAGCAAAUGAAUUCCCAUGAUGUUUCAAUCCGAGCGACUGAUAGUCUUUCUGGAGUUUAUGCCGAAGUCGUUCUAUCUGUUUCCAUUAUCGAUGUCAAUGACUGUUAUCCAGAAAUUGAAAGUGAUAUUUACAACAUAACCAUUCCGGAAAAUUCUUCAUUUGGAACACAAAUUUUAAAGAUUAAUGCAACUGACAAAGACUCCGGAGCGAAUGCAAAACUUUCGUAUUAUAUUGAAUCCAUAAAUGGACAAAACAAUUCAGAGCUGUUUUACAUUGAUGUCACAGAUGGAAAUCUUUAUUUAAAGACUCCCUUGGAUUAUGAGCAGAUGAAAAACCAUCAUAUUGUCGUCAACGUAAAAGAUCAUGGAUCGCCGUCAUUAAGUUCUCGUUCAAAUGUGUUCAUAACAGUUAAAGAUUUAAACGACAACGCUCCAUGUUUUGUGGAACCUUCUUACUUCACAAAACUUUCAGUCGCAGCUGUUCGUGGACAAUUUGUGGCUUUACCCAAGGCGUACGAUAAAGAUAUUUCUGACACUGAUAAUCUGGAGUACAAAAUUGUUUACGGGAAUGAAUUGCAAACAUAUAAUAUUGAUAAACUAACCGGAGUGAUCUCCCUUCAAAAUAUGUUAAAUUUUACCGAUAAAAGUAGCACAGUCUUGAAUAUUUCUGUUUCGGAUGGCGUUCAUACAGCAUAUGCCCGUUUGAAAAUAUCCUUACUACCAGAAAACGUAUAUAGCCCACAAUUUGAAAAGAGCUCUUAUGAGGCGAAAAUUCCUGAAAAUUUAUUACAUGGUCAUAAUAUUAUUACAGUCAAAGCAACGGAUGGAGAUUUUGGCACCUAUUCAAGUCUCUAUUACGAAAUAGUUUCGGAAGAAAUGAAAAAAUACUUUCUUAUCGACCGAUCGACUGGUGUUAUAACAUCUAAGGUAACCUUCGACCGCGAAAAAAAGGAUGAGUAUGUGGUGCUCCUAAAGGUGUCCGAUGGUGGCGGUAAAUUCGGAUUUGCGUCCCUCAAGGUCAUAAUAGCUGAUGUAAAUGAUAACGUUCCUUACUUCCUGCUAAAGGAAUACAAGAUUGUUGUCAGCACAACAACGGAAGCGAACAGAACUAUCUUAACGGUAAAAGCCAAGGAUGACGAUAUUAGCGAUAACGGAUUAAUUUCCUACCAAAUUGUUCAAAAGUCUGUUGACGAGUCAUCAAAGGAUGUAAUUGAAAUCAAUGAAAUCACUGGGGAUAUUGUCCUUAAGCGAGAUGCCGGAACCUAUGGUGUGGGGUCCUUUCAAUUUUUCGUACGUGCUUCUGAUCACGGCGAACCUCAAUUCCAUUCGGAAGUUCCAGUGUCAGUUGAAAUAAUUGAGACUGAUGCUAGCAUUCCUACUUUCAACAAGUCCUCAAUUUUACUUAAGAUCAUAGAGUCAACGCCACCAGGAACAGUGCUCACAAAACUACACACGAUAGGAAACUUUACGUUUAAAUUUUCAAUAGCAGCAGCUCAGGACAAUUUCAUGAUAUCUGACAGUGGGGAACUGAUCCUUCAGCAGACAUUAGAUAGGGAGCAGCAAGAGUCGCACAAUUUGAUUGUGGUGGCGGAGACAUCAACGGUCCCGGUUCUUUACGCCUAUGUUGAUGUCUUAAUUGAUGUCAGGGAUGAAAAUGAUAAUUACCCCAAAUUUGACAACACUUUCUACAGUGCCAAUGUUGCGGAAAACAGCGAAAAGGUUAUAUCGUUGGUUAAAGUGUCAGCGACGGAUGCGGACACUGGGCCAAAUGGAGACAUUCGAUACUACCUAGAAAGUGACACCGAGAACAUUCAAAAUAUCUUUGACAUUGACAUUUACUCUGGCUGGAUCACGUUACUAACCUCCUUGGAUAGAGAAGUUCAAUCUGAAUAUAAUUUCAAAGUCAUUGCUGCCGACAAUGGUCAUCCGAAACAUGAUGCUAAAGUACCUGUAACUAUAAAAAUUGUAGACUAUAAUGAUAACGCACCAGCAUUUAAAUUACCUAUCGAAAGACUUUCUGUUUUCGAGAAUGCACUGCCUGGCACAGUUUUAAUCAACCUGCUUCUUAUUGAUCCGGAUAUCGAGAAACAGGAAAUGGAUUUCUUCAUUGUUUCUGGCGAUAAACAAGCCCAGUUCCAGAUCGGUAAAAGCGGAGAGCUAUUCAUUGCCAAACCAUUAGAUCGUGAACAAAUCAUGUUCUACAACCUAAGCAUAAUUGCAACUGAUGGAAAAUUCACUGCCAAAGCUAAUGUUGAAAUAGAUGUUAAAGACAUUAACGACAAUACACCUUACUGCCUAAAACCUCGCUAUCAUAUCUCCACUAAUGAAUCAAUCCCCAUCGGUACUACACUUGUCGAGGUCAAGGCCGUUGACUUCGAUUUGCAAAGCAAACUUCGUUUCUAUCUGUCUGGCAAAGGUGCCGACGACUUUGCUAUUGGUAAGGAAAGUGGAAUUUUAAAAGUGGCAAACACACUGGAUAGGGAAACAACGCCUAAAUACAAACUGGUAGCCCAUGUUCAGGAUGGCAAAGACUUUACGCAAGAAUGUUUCUCUGAAAUAAUCAUCACAGUGAAUGACAUAAAUGACAAUACUCCUGUUUUCUCAAUGGCUCAAUAUAGAGUUAGCGUACCCGAGGAUGCUCAAUUGAAUACUUUGAUCACGAAAGUUCACGCGAUGGAUAAGGACUUUGGCGUCAAUAGACAAAUCAAGUAUUCCUUAAUGGGCGAAAACCAUGAGUAUUUCCAAAUAUCAAAAACGACUGGUAUUAUCAAGCUGGACAAAAAUCUCGAUCGUGAAACUAUUCCUUUGUUCAACCUCACUGUCAAAGCUGAGGAUUGCGGCAUUCCAAAAUUACAUUCCAUUGCAACAGUAGCUGUAAACAUAUUGGAUAUCAACGACAAUCCACCGGAAUUCAGUAUGAGACAGUAUUCCUGUAAGAUUCUAGAAAAUGCCACCCAUGGCACUGAAGUCUGCAAAGUUUAUGCCGCUUCUAUAGAUAUUGGGGUAAAUGCCGAUAUUCACUAUUUUAUAAUGAGUGGCAACGAGCAAGGAAAAUUUAAAAUGGAUUCUAUGACAGGCGACUUGGUGUUGAAUGCUACUCUGGAUUAUGAAAUGUCCAAGUUUUACUUCUUGACCAUACAAGCUAUCGAUGGAGGCACUCCACCACUCAUCAACAAUGCCUAUGUGAACGUAUCUAUUUUGGAUAUUAAUGACAACAGCCCCAAAUUCCUGCAAAACUUGUAUCGUGUUAAUGUUAAUGAAGACAUUUUCGUGGGAUCCAAGAUUCUGGAUGUGAAGGCCACGGAUGAAGACUCAGAUAUAAAUGGACUCGUUACUUACAACAUUGAAAGGGGUGAUAACAUAGGCCAGUUCUCUAUAGAUCUGAAUAAUGGAACCAUUAGCGUAUCAAGGCCUUUAGAUCGCGAGACUAUUUCACACUACAACCUGGAGAUUCAAGCCUGUGAUCAGGGAGAUCCCCAGAGUUGCAACAGUGUGCCAGUAAAUAUUAAUAUUUUGGACACCAACGACAAUGCACCAAUCUUCUCAAGCGCCAAUUAUAGUGUUGUCCUUCAGGAAAACCGACCUCUGGGCUAUAUAUUCCUAACUUUCAAGAUAUCAGACGCAGACGAAUCACCCAACACCACACCAUAUACAUUCGAUAUAAGGUCGGGAAAUGAGGGCGGACUUUUCCGGCUGGAGCAAGAUGGUUCGCUGAGCACUGCCUCGCGGUUUAAUCACAAGCUUCAAGAUGAGUUCGUGAUACAAGUAAGAGUUUUUGACAAUGGAACACCGCCAUUAUAUUCCGAUGCCUGGGUGGUUGUGAAAAUAAUUGAGGAAAGUCAAUAUCCACCCAUCGUUACGCCCCUGGAAGUUACUAUUAAUUCCUUUGAGGAUGAUUUCUCUGGCGCUUUUAUUGGAAAAGUCCAUGCCUCCGAUCAAGACAAGUACGACGAGCUGAGCUUCAGUUUGGUGUCUAGUCCCGAUGAUAUGUUCCAGAGUUCUAAAUUAUUUAAUAUUUCUAACAAAACCGGGAAGAUUUAUGCUAUAUCUAACCUAGAUAUUGGUCUGUAUAAGCUUAAUGUGUCAGUGUCGGAUGGCAAAUUUCAUGUUUUCUCGAUUGUCAAGAUCAAUGUGGAACUGGUAACCAAUGACAUGCUCAAAGAAUCCGUUGUCAUUCAGUUCAGCAGGAUUUCAGCAUCAGAGUUUCUGCUCAGUCACAGGAAAACCUUCAUGCGCUCCAUUCGUAAUAUUAUGCGUUGUCGUCAGAAGGAUGUUAUCCUCAUAACCCUUCAAACGGAAGCACCAAAACACUCGGUGGCUAACCGUUAUGCAAGAUCCAUUGAUUCCAACUUGAAUGUGGUCUUUGCAGUGCGAAAACAGCAAAUAAUUCCCGAUUCUGAUGAAUUCUUUACCAGUGACGAAAUUCGACAAACACUAAUAGACAAAAAGAACGAGAUUGAGAAUGAAACCAAUUUGGUUGUGGAGGAUAUACUACCAUCCGCUUGUCAGAGCAACAAAAACGCCUGUGUUCACGGGGAAUGCAAACAGGUUUUGCGGAUCCUGAAGAACAACGUUACCACUACCUUUACGGAUGUAAUAAGUUUUGCUGCUCCGUCUUACAAUCAGGUGAAUAGAUGUGUCUGCAGGCCAGGAUUUGAUGGUAAGCACUGUAAUGAGACGGUUAAUGCAUGUUCCACGGAUCCUUGUUCACCGCAGAGGAUCUGUAUGCCAUCUGGAUCGGUUUUGGGUUACCAAUGUGUUUGCCCCAAGGGAUUUUCGGGUACCUAUUGCGAGAGAAAGUCAUCGAAGUGUACUAAUGAAUCCUGUGACAUUGGCCUGUUCACUGCGGUUUCUUUUGGCGGAAAGAGCUAUGCUCACUAUAAGAUAAACAAAAUCAAGGCCAAAUUUACGCUGGAAAACGAAUUUUCCUAUUCUCUGCAGAUAAGAACUGUGCAGCAAACUGGAACAUUGCUAUAUGCCAGUGGAAAGGUGGAUUACAACAUCCUGGAAAUCAUAAACGGAGCUGUUCAGUAUAGAUUCGAUUUGGGUUCCGGCGAGGGAGUUAUCAGUGUGUCGAGCAUUAAUAUCUCCGAUGGCGAGUGGCAUUUAAUCAGCCUGGAGCGAUCUCUGAACAGUGCCAAAGUAAUGGUGGAUAACAAACACGUUUCCCAUGGCAGUGCUCCAGGUGUGAAUGGCAUCUUGAAUAUCCAGUCGAAUGAUAUCUUCGUGGGCGCAGAAGUUCGACCCCAUCCAUCGAUAAUUGGCUAUGAGGAUAUUCAGCGCGGUUUCAUCGGCUGCAUGGCCAACAUCAAAAUAGCCAAAGAAUCACUGCCAUUGUACAUUUCUGGCGGAAGUACCAUUGCUGCUUUGAAGAGGUUCACAAAUGUUGAGUUCAAGUGCGAUCCAUCGAAUGUUUUGGUGCGACUGGGUAUUUGCGGAUCCCAGCCGUGUGCCAAUAGUGGUAUCUGCAAGGAACUCGAUACGGAUGUGUUUGAAUGUGCCUGUCAGCCCCGUUACACUGGCAAGCAUUGUGAAAUCGAUUUGGAUCCCUGCUCAUCAGGUCCCUGCCUGUUUGGAGGAAGAUGCGACUAUCACGGUCCCAACAACUACAGCUGCACAUGUCCGAUUCACUUGUCAGGAAGAAGGUGUGAAUAUGGAAAAUUCUGCACUCCGAAUCCGUGCAAAAACGGUGGCAUUUGCGAGGAAGGCGAUGGAAUAUCGCACUGUAUGUGCCGUGGCUAUACGGGGCCUACUUGUGAAAUCGAUGUGGAUGAGUGCGAAAACCAGCCGUGUGGUAAUGGAGCUACUUGCAUUAACGAACCUGGAAGCUUCCGGUGCAUAUGCCCAUCGUACCUCACAGGAGCCAGUUGCGGAGAUCCCCUAUACUCCAACUCUAUUUCCACAAAGUUAAAGAACUUUUCCCUGGAGCACAUAAGUGGAAUAAUAUCAGGAGUAGCCGUGGUGCUUGUAAUUAUUAGUUUAGUCCUCUGUUGCGUGGUCAUUCGAAGGAAUUCCUCAUCAAAACGAAGGAAUCGACUGGAAAAGGACAAGAACAAGCCGUCGUACAAGGAGGCAAAUCUCAAUUCGCUGGUUGACAAAGACAAUUACUGCAAGCCUAACGUGAAACUGAGUAACUUAGAAGUUAAUCAACGGCCCAUUAGCUAUACUGCAGCCCCAAAUGAUAACCUCUUCAUGAGCAAUAGGAAUUUUGUAAAUAAUUUGGAUAUCUUGCGAAGCUACGGUUCGGCUGGCGAUGAGCUAGAAAAUGUGCCAUUUGAGUACCAGAAGGUGAAUCGAAAUAAGCAGCAUGUAAACAUAAACUCCUGUCAUCCCGCUGAUGCUGAUAAUGCCUAUAAACAAGAAUGGUGUGAGCAAAUGCAGUUAAGAACCUUCAGUGAGAACAAACUAAACAAUGAACUUAAAAGGGAUUUCGGACCAUCUGUAAGUCGCUUUUCAACUGGGAAACUCAUUCAAGUUGAAAUGCCAAACGUGUGCCACUCUUCCAGUGCGAACUUCGUUGAUUAUUCAGCUCUUGCCAAUGGUCAAUAUCAUUGGGACUGUUCCGACUGGGUUCGCAAAAGCCAUAACCCCUUGCCAGAUAUAACCGAAGUUCCUGGAGCCGAAAUAGCUGACUCGUCGAGCUUACAUAGCAACGACAGCAACGAGUCCAAGUCGAAGAAAGCCUUUUUCGUCCACAGGGAAGACGGAGGUGUUGAUCCGACGAGGGAUAUAGCUGCGUUAAAUGAGGAUAUCGGAUCGGAGUAUUUGGAUUCGGAAGCGGAGAGCUGUUUGGAGCCGUUUAUGUUGCCGAGAUCAAGUAAUCAGCCACUUUCAAGACUGAGUUCUUUUAAUAAUAUCGAGAAUGAAGACUAUAAAUCAAAUACAGUGCCUUUACCGUCGAAAGUUAGUCAUUCGUGCAAAGUAUAUUUAAGACAUCCUGAUUCGUAUUUACCGACGAUGCAUUUUCCAAGUGAGACGGAUGGGGAAAGCUCUAUGACCGAGGGGCCGAUUUCAAGGAAGGAAAUGAAAACCAGAAGGACGAUAAGUGAAAAUUCAGAGGAGGCAUACCUAUUUCCAUGCGCUGUUGGAGAAAUUGGUUCCAACAGUAAUAUUUCGGUUCGACUGUGUGAAAUUGAAGAUUCUGAGUUGGAAGAGUUUUUACCACAACCACAAACAAACAAUUAAAUGACAAGCUAAAUAUUUAAGAACUAUAUUUUACAAAAAUUAUUUGAUUUCGUUAGAUACUAUUUUCCAUAGGAAAAACUUUGGUUAUAUAUUUUCAAUAAAAAAUACAUAAAUAUA
Messenger RNA from Drosophila eugracilis, 14442 nucleotides. It is a transcript of the gene kug, whose product is annotated as fat-like cadherin-related tumor suppressor homolog. The transcript has 22 exons. Gene Ontology annotation, biological process: homophilic cell-cell adhesion. Gene Ontology annotation, cellular component: plasma membrane. The record is from RefSeq and is a predicted model, not a curated record. Gene Ontology annotation, molecular function: calcium ion binding. Lineage: Eukaryota; Metazoa; Arthropoda; Insecta; Diptera; Drosophilidae. Bases 235 to 14325 code for a protein of 4696 amino acids.